Molecule: messenger RNA, 1779 nt
Organism: Paramecium pentaurelia
Lineage: Eukaryota; Ciliophora; Oligohymenophorea; Peniculida; Parameciidae
Source: the annotation of a GenBank genome assembly
UAAUGGCUAAUUUUCUUGAGUUCCUUAAUAGCUUAGGCUAAAUCAAAUAGAUGGAGAUUCCUUUUUAUUAUAGGAAUUAGUUUAAGAUCAAGGAAAACUUUAUAAAUCCAAAUAGCAAACAUUUUGAACAAAUUGCUUAAAAGUAAAUAAUAAUUUAAAUAAGACUCUUAUCAGAAGACAAUAAAGGAUUAAAAAGAAAAUGGGAUAAAUAAUGCAAGAUGUUAUUUAUAUGGGUUAUAGUCAAAUACUUUUAAGUUAGAAAUAAAAAAACAAUUAAUCCCAAUUUAGAAGAAUGGUAAGAAUUAUCAUAAAUAUUCAAUUUUGAUGAAGUGACUCUGAAAUAACGAUGGAUUACACUAAUAAAUCCAAUGACAAAAAGUUUGAAUUGGGAAUCAGAAGAAGAUAAUAUAAUAAGAUCAUUAAUGAUGUAUAUAUUAUUUGCUUAAAUUUCUUAAUUUUAGAUAAUAAGAAGAAAAACAUAUAUGGACUUAAAUUGCUUUAGAGCUAUAUAAUCAUAAUAAUGGAUAAUAUGUUAGAACACCAAAAUAAGUUAGAGAAAGAUGGAUGAAUUAUUUAAAUCCCAAAUUAAAUAAGUAAACUUUAUUUUUAACAAUUUAAUUAGAUCUAGUUGGACUGAUUAAGAAGAUAAUUAAUUAUUGUAAAUCGUAGUGAAUAGUGGCAAAAGAUGGUCUUUAAUUUCUACAUUAUUGUAAGGAAGAACUGAAAAUUAAGUAAAAAAUAGGUAUAUAUAAUAUAUUGAUACUUAUUUUAGAUUUAAAAGUCUUAUUCAUAAAAUCUAUAGAGAAGAAGAUGAUGAUGAAAUUGAAGAAUUAACAGCUAUUAGAUAAUAUUUAUCUAAAUAAAUUUCAGAUGUUAUUAAUUAAGAUAAUCCUUCAUUAAAAUCAAUAAAAAAUGAAGUAAAAAGUGAAGAGUCUUAAUCUAAUAAUAUCAAUAUAUAGAAAUUAAAAAAAAAGUAAUAAAUAAAAAAUCAAGAUGAAAAGAAAUAAUAGAUUUAAAUUAAAAAGAAAAAAGUUAAGGUUAUUGAGAAUCUAUAAAUAAAAAAUGAAAUCGAUUAAAAAUUAUAAUCUUAAAUUCAAUCCAUCAAUCAAUAAUUUUGCUUAUCUACAAAUGGAAAUUGUGACACUUAAAGCUAAGAGAAUAGAAAAGGUAUAUCUAGUUCUCAUUCUUAAGGAUCCAUAUAAAACCAAGAAUUUGAAUGCAAAUCCUAAUAAAAUAUCUAAUCCUAAUCUAAAUGUUCAUACUAAUCACUUUCAUACAAUGGAUAAACAUAAAUGAAAGAAACAUUACCUUAAUAUACUGGAUUCAGACCAUAUACAAAUGAUAUUUGCAAUGAUUUAUUCUAAUAAACACCUUGUUAAAUUAAUAGAUUAGGAUUUGGGAUUAAAUAAUAAUAAUAUCCCUUCUAAUAGUUAUCACCAUUUCAAUAAUAGAUUUAAUAAACACCUAUAGUUUAUACUCCUCUUUAUUUAUAUAAUUAAUAAUUUAUGGCAUAAUCUCCCUACAAGAGUCCAAUUUUAUCACCACAUAUAUGGAUGUAAUAAUAAUAAUAAUAAUAAUUAAUAUAAUAAUAAUAAUAUGAGAUUGAGAUUCAGAAUGAAUAAUUAAAAUAGGAAUAGUUUGUAUUUAUAUAUAUUUGUAUUAAUUUAGAAUAAUAGAUUAGAAUUUCUUUAAGGAUAAGAUUUAGUUUCUAAAUGGAAAAAUAAAAGAGUAUAAGAAAAAUAAAAUUAGUAAGAACUAAAUAAGAUUAUAGAUCAAUGA